AUGGCGGUCCUCGCCGGACUCGUCAAGGCUAGCCCUCGGAUUGCCGUUGAUGACGCCGCGGGCCAAGCCCCGGCCGCUACCGCUCGCCCGGACGGCUGGGCGCCGCCCAAAUACGACUUCCCCGCGCCGCCUAGGGACGCAGUCGCGGUCCCGACGACCUCCGUCCGGACCCAGGUGUCUCAGGUAUCCGUCCCGCUGCCCAGUCCGACGGGGACCAGGUCGACCAAGCUCGUCACCGUGACAAAGCCUAGCGCGACUUCGACCAAGAAGGCCACGGCGGCGUCUUCUACUUUGAAGAAGACCACCACCACGCCUACCACAUCCAAGAAGGCGGGCCCGACUUCGAAGAAGAUUAGCACCACGUCCAAGAAGAUUAGCACGACUUCCAAAAAGGCGAUCACUACUCCUUGCUCUACCUCAAAAAAGAUCACCACUACCCCUUGCUCUACUUCUAAGAAGCCCACGACCACUCCUUGCAAGACUUCUUCUACCAAGAAGCCUACGACUACCCCGUGCAAGUCCUCUUCUACCAAGAAGCCCACCACCACUCCUUGCAAGACUUCUACCAAGAAACCUACCACAACCCCUUGCAAGUCUUCUUCUUCUACCAAGAGGCCUACAACGACCCCCUGCAAGACUUCUUCCACUAAGAAGCCUACAACGACCCCGUGCAAGUCCUCUUCUACCAAGAAGCCCACCACCACUCCUUGCAAGACUUCUACCAAGAAACCUACCACAACGCCUUGCAAGACUUCUUCUACAAAGAAACCCACCACAACCCCCUGCGUCACUCCCAAGAAGUUGACCUCCUCCCGCAAGAUCGUUGUUUCGACUCGUCGUACAAACACCACCACCACUUUCGUUCGCAGAACCUCCACCGCCUCAAAGCCCGUCACCGUCUCUACUCGGCGUGCCGUCCCUAUAGGUUCCCCAUGCCCUACGGUCACUCGGUAUUCCAAUGCCACGGUGACUGCUGCCCGUCCAAAGGCUACCCCGGUUCAGCCUCCUGCUCAAGCCAAUGCUCAGCCACCUGCUCAGCCCAAUGCUCAAUCCCCUGCGCAGCCUCCUGUCCAACCUCCCUCGCAGCCUCCUGCGCAGCCUCCCGUCCAGCCCCCGCCGACCACUUCGAGGAAGCCUAACACCGUUCCCACCGCAGCCGGCAACAGCGCCAAGGCCCCUUUGACCCUCGCCGGUGCCCUACUCGUUGCCAUCGCCUUCCUCUAA
This is a messenger RNA of Colletotrichum spaethianum, 1224 nucleotides long. RefSeq lists its product as uncharacterized. Bases 1 to 1224 code for a protein of 407 amino acids. The transcript has a single exon. NCBI's taxonomy places the organism in Eukaryota, Fungi, Ascomycota, Sordariomycetes, Glomerellales, Glomerellaceae. The record is from RefSeq and is a predicted model, not a curated record.